AUGUGGGAAUUCAGAGGAGGAAAUGAAAGAGGAAAUAUAAAGCAUCUUGACUUGGUUUUUAUUGACCUGAAGGGUGAUGUAAUCUAUGCUGAAAUACCACCAGAUGUAAUACCAAUUUUAAAGCGUCAACUGAGCGAAAAACUAAUCAUUUUCAUUGGCAAGUUUGUAGUUGAAAAAGUUAAACCUGGAUAUAAGGUGGUGCAUAACCCAUAUAUGCUAAGGCUCAACAGAAGGACUAUCAUUGUCAAAUCAAAUGCUAAUGAUCUGGAAUUUCCAAAGUACACAUUCUCAUUGACUCCAAUCGAAAUAUUGCCACAGUUUGUCAAAAAUAAAGAACGUUUCCUAGAUGUACUUGAAAAAAUCACUGCUGUCUCAAAUCCUGCAGUAGUGUGUAACACUGCAGGAGACCUCAUGAUGAGAAGAAUAAUAAAACUGCAGGACCUAAGCUUACCAGUGGACGCAACAGCUGUUGAAAAAAUUGAUUUACCAAAUGAGGAUCAGACUCAUGUAGCUUUUGAAGAAAAGAAUCUGUUACAGCUGAACGACAUAGAUCAUUUUACUCAAAAGGGUGAACGAUAUCAGUGCACUGUAACGAUCAUAGGAAUACCGGAUAAACAACAUUGGUGCUAUCGUGCUUGUCGUGUAUGCUCAUCAAAAAUGAUAUCAACACCUGAUAGGUUCCUGUGUACAAAGGAUGGAGGCUGCCCUUCAAAACAGUUUGAAUGGAAGUACAAUCCAUUUAUAGUUGUAGACGACACAUAUAGUCUUGAGUUCAUGAUGUUCGAAAGAAGAGCUGCUAAACUUAUUGGUAAGAGUGCUGAAACAUUAAGGAAAUACAAUGAUCCAGAUAUAAUUCCAAGCGACAUUUCACAAUGGAUUGGCCACAAGUUCACAUUUGUCGAACUUGCAAUGCUAACUCAAUCCAUAGGAGAAUUUGAUGACAUGGACAUUGAUAAGUCACCAGGGUAA
This is a messenger RNA of Panicum virgatum (switchgrass), 969 nucleotides long. RefSeq lists its product as uncharacterized. Gene Ontology annotation, biological process: DNA repair; DNA replication; DNA recombination. The transcript is spliced from 7 exons. Gene Ontology annotation, molecular function: DNA binding. Bases 1 to 969 code for a protein of 322 amino acids. Gene Ontology annotation, cellular component: nucleus. NCBI's taxonomy places the organism in Eukaryota, Viridiplantae, Streptophyta, Magnoliopsida, Poales, Poaceae. The record is from RefSeq and is a predicted model, not a curated record.